AUGCGCACACAAACCCCCAAGAUGUACUGGAAAGCCACAAGGACGCUUUGCUGGCUGGUCCUUCUGACCUUGUGCCUGCGAGCCACAGAGGUCCGACCUGUGCGGCUGCAGCAGAUGUCAAGGCCGGGCCACAGCCACAGGCUUCGCCAUUUUCGUCGACUUUUUAGCAGCACUCAAGGUAAUUUAUCAGCUGGGGAAGCUGAGGGAAUACUGAGGGAAUAUGGCAUUGAGAACUUUGGCACAGUUGUGUCUGCUGUCCGCAGUUCAGUGAUCGACUUGGAGAGCCUGCCCGCUCCAGCGAGGGGCCAGCUGUUUGUCUUGUGCCGAACUCUUGGUGCACUAAGGAACUGCUCCAUCGAAGAGCAACAAAGCUUGCAAGGCAGUGCUGAUGCAGCCCGUGGUCCAUUGUUUCAAUUCGCAUGCGAGAAUCAGACCUGCAUGGAGUCUUGGCCGCCCCAGAAGACGGCUUGCAUCCUGGACAGCCUGUUUGGGGCCCCAGCAAGCAACAGCACUCGUGAAAUGUGCAGCAAUAGGGACAUGGGGAUGGGCAACUCAUCAGGGCCUUCCCUCAGCACACCGCCCAGCCUGUUGCCAGUGGGAGAUGUAGAAAACAUGUUUGCUGGGCUACUGGGACUGCCAAAUGGCACCGAAAUCCUGAGCAAUUCCACCUGCAAGGAUGGCAAACCCCAGACGGAUGUGUUUGCCCAGCUGGGAGACGAGCCUUUCGUGAUGCCUGGUGAAAGCUUUAGAUGCAUUUGGGAUGGGAGGUGCCGGGACACGGAGGGGUGCUGCGACAUGGAUCAGUCCGCGAGUGGAGAGUUCAUAUGCUACCAGCCUGGAGGUGUGCAGGGAGGGGUGGCCAGUGCCGCAACAGCCAAUGGUGGACAGUGCGCGCUGGUAGUGCUGGCCAGCAUGUUGAUUGGCUGGUACGGGUUGACCUAUCUAUGCGCAUUGUAA
This is a messenger RNA of Ostreobium quekettii, 957 nucleotides long. Lineage: Eukaryota; Viridiplantae; Chlorophyta; Ulvophyceae; Bryopsidales; Ostreobiaceae. The record is from the annotation of a GenBank genome assembly.